CACACUCCUUUCGAGAGUAUACUGUUACGUACACAGGCUUGGAGAGAGAAAAUAACAGAGAAUCCACGCACAAACUGAGAGAGAGAGAGAGCUGGCCUUUAAUGGCCACAGCGCACAGGCAGCAAGGAAAAUUGCAAAUACUUACUAAAAGAUCGUAUUUAGAUCUGCUUUCUAUUUCUUGUAAUUCAAUCGCCGGGUUGUUUUUUAUUCAGUAUCACGAUCGGUGGGGGUGAAAUUGGUUGAGCUUGACUCCGCAUUGAUCCACUGAUAAAAUGCUCGUCCGCUUGAAUUUUACUCAUCACUUUAGCUUUUCAGUAGCUUGAAAACCCGAAUUGAGCACCUGGCGUCGGUGGUUCAUCGAUCGACGUAAGCUUUUUUUCCGGCGGUGGUCGCCGGAGCUCCGUUGACAUUCCGGGAAGAGCUCCGGCGGUUUCGGAAGGAAAGGAUCUGAGAGUAAUGUGGAAUUGAAGGGCGAAGUUGUGAAAAUGUUCAAGUCGGCGCGGUGGAGGAGCGAGAAAAACAAGGUCAAAGUUGUGUUCAAGCUGCAAUUUCAUGCAGCUAAGGUGCCAAAAGUUGGAGAUGAUUCAUUAUUGGUAUCUAUUGUUCCUGCUGAUGCCGGAAAACCAACCUUAAAAUCAGACAAGGCCUUACUUCGAGAAGGGAGUUGUUUCUGGGAGAAUCCAGUUUACGAGUCCGUAAAAUUCAACCGAGACCCGAAAUCAGGGAAAAUACUUGAGAGGAUAUACUAUUUUGUUGUGGGGACGGGGUCGUCUAAAUCUGGAGUCAUAGGAGAAGCUUCGAUCGAUUUCUCGAAUUAUGCCGAAUCAAACAAGGUCUCGAUGGUGUCUCUUCCUCUCAAGUGUUCAAAACCUGAAGCUGUACUAAACGUGUCUAUUCAGAGGAUGAUGGAGUCUGUCGAUCACAGAGAGGACGAAGACAAUGAGAGCGUAAAAUCGGACUAUAAAGAUAACAGCUUGAAGGCACAGAUGGAAAAUGGUGAUCUUGACGAACCCAUGAGGAGCAACUCUGACAUUGUGCCGUUUAAUAAAACCGUUUCCAACAAUGCGGUGCCGAACAGGCCCCGCCGAGAGUCCAGCGGAUCAGACAUCACGAUGUCGAGCUCAGAAAGCGACAACGUGAAUCAUGAGUGGCUUAGAAACACGGCCCUUGAGGCCGCAAGCACGGACAACGAUUCCUUGAGUACCCCAAGAGAAAAAGCCUUUUCAGGACAGCAGCAAAUGUCGUCCGAUGAGCCCUCGGGUGUUGUGGUCGAAAAGCUGAAAUCAGAAGUGGCAGCUUUAUCUAGACAAGCCUCAAUGUCUGAUCUAGAGCUACAGACCCUCCGUAAGCAGAUUGUAAAGGAAAGCAAAAGGGGGCAGGACCUUUUUAAAGAGGUAGUUUGCUUGAAACAGGAAAGGGAUGCUCUGAGGGGAGAAUGCGAAAGGAUCAAAAUUGCGAAAAAUAGAACUGACUCUGGAGGUGGGGACUCUUGGAAAAUUGUGGAAGAACUCAGACAAGAACUGAACCACGCGAAGGAAAUCAAUUCAAAUCUCCAAAUUCAGCUCCAAAAAACGCAAGAAUCGAAUUCGGAACUAAUUCUCGCAGUGCGCGAUCUGGACGAGAUGCUGGAGCAGAAAAACAAGGAAAUACUGAGACUCGAGAGUGGGGCCGGCAAAGAAGUGGUGCCCGCAUGUCAACAAGAUAAUGAUGACGAGGACGAUGAUGAAGAACAGAAAGCUCUGGAGGAGCUCGUGAAGGAGCACGGCAGUGUCAAGGAGGCACAUCUUCUGGAACAACAGAUACUUGAGAUGCGAGAUGAGUUGGAGACUUUCAAGAGGGACAAAGACGAACUGGAAAUGCAAAUGGAGCAGCUCGCGCUUGAUUAUGAGAUAAUGAGGCAGGAGAAUCACGAGAUGGCGUACAGGCUGGAGCAGAGUGAGAUCCAGGAGCAGCUGAAAAUGCAGUACGAGUGCUCGUCUUCUUACAAUGCUGUCCAAGAGCUCGAGGCCCAGGUAGAAAAUCUUGAGAACGAACUGAAAAUACAGACGAAAGAGUCGGAAAAUGCGCAGAGAAAAAUAAGUGAACUCGAAGCUCAUGCGAAAAGUUUAGAGGAGGAGCUCGAGAAGCGGUUGCUCGGUUUUGAAGUUGAUCUAGACGAGCUCAUGCGCUCGAAAGUCGAGCAAGAGCAAAGAGCGAUUAGAGCCGAGGAGACAUUGAGGAAGACAAAGUUGCAGAAUGCAAAUACAGCUGAAAGGCUUCAGGAGGAGUUCAAAAGGCUUUAUGUUGAGAUGGUGUCCACAUUUGAAACAAAUGAGAGAGUAGCCGCUAAAGCUAUGGCAGAAGCAAACGAGCACCGUUUGCAAAAAAUCCAUUUGGAAGAAAGUAUUAAGGAAGCUUAUGAAGAUCAUAAAUUAAAUGAAGAGCGUUAUGAGGCUAAAUUGGAUGAACUUUCUGGACAAGUGGGAUUGAUGACGAACCAAAUCAUGCAGUUGCAGUCUGAAAUUGAAGACAAAUCUUUGCAGCUGGAAAAUCAGAAAAGGCUUGAAAAUGAGUUCGAAAAGUGUACUGCAAAGAUUAAAGUUUUGUCGGAGGAGAUAGAGAAUAAGGGGACUCUGAUGCGUGAGUUGGAACAAAAGAGUGUAUCCGUUAAGGAAAUGGAAAUUCUUUUGAAACAAGGUAAUGAUGAAAUGAUUGGGCUUGAGAAAAAAUUUCUGUUGGCAAAGAGUGAUGCUGAACAGCUGCAGAAGGAACUAAAUAAAAUGAAAUGUAUUGCCGAAGAAAAAGAAUUAAUAGUCGAGAAACUACAGGAGGAGCUCGUCUCUUUUCAAUUACAGGUUACAGAAUUAAAGCAUACUGUAUCUGAGGAUGCACAGAUGAAAGAAAUAUUGAGGAAACAGUUGGUUCUAUUGAAAGGCGAUAUCAAGAAAAGGGAUGAUGCCCUGAAUGUCAUGGAGAAGAAGAUUUGUGGACGCUCCACAGAGGUUGCGAAUCUUAAGGAGAGACUUGAGUUUCUUGAGAAUCAGGUCAGGCUAAAGGAAAAUGCUUUGGAAGCUUCCAAUAAUGCAUUUCUAGAGAAGGAAAAGGAACUUAGUAAUGAAAUUGGAGAGUUAGAAGGAAGACUUGAAGUGCUCAACCAAACCAGUAUUGAUUGCUCUGAAGAAGAAAUCGUGGAGGUAGCUGCCGUUGAAGAGGACGACGACCCAAAUUUCAGAUCAAAUGAAGAAGCAAUCAGUUUUGAUGACAAUAUUGCAACCAAUCAGAAAACGUGUACAAUAUUAUCCUUUUGCGGGUAUGGAUCUAGUGAUAUUAUAAGCCCGAAAAUUAGCCAUGGCAAGAAUAAGGUGCUCCUUCUAACCUUACACGCAAUUUACAACUGCAGUGAAAAUGUUUUUUUUCGGCCGGUAAAAUAUUGCGCGGACAGCAAUGGUGAUCUUGACGAGGCUAAAGAUGAAAUGGCUAUACUGAAGGAGAGGAACAAAUUGAUGGAGGCAGAGCUGAAGGAGAUGCAAGAGAGAUAUUCGGAGAUAAGUGUUAAGUUUGCGGAGGUCGAGGGCGAAAGGCAACAGCUUGUGAUGAGAGUUCGUAACUUGAAGAAUGCGAAGAAGAAACUGUAAAAAAUAUGAAAACUUGUUCGACACAGUAAAUAAUAUGCAAAUUAGCUUUGUCCCAUGGGGGUCACUUCAGGCUGAAAUAUUUUGACGAGUGUUUUCAAGUUUUCAAUAUUUUUUUUUUUUCAUUUUUUAUUUCAUUUUCUUUAAAGUUAAUUGCAAAAUAUGUCUUUGGGAAAAAAAUGUGGAUGGUUUUUUUCAUCUCAAUGAAUGUGUAUUUCACUAGUUUGACCCUAUAUUUUUUAACUUAAAAAAUUGGCCAUGCAAAUUAUGUAUAGAACUGUUUGUAUUAGGAAUAUAUAAGUGAU
Molecule: messenger RNA, 3916 nt
Organism: Striga asiatica
Lineage: Eukaryota; Viridiplantae; Streptophyta; Magnoliopsida; Lamiales; Orobanchaceae
Source: the annotation of a GenBank genome assembly